Molecule: messenger RNA, 1108 nt
Organism: Branchiostoma belcheri (Belcher's lancelet)
Lineage: Eukaryota; Metazoa; Chordata; Leptocardii; Amphioxiformes; Branchiostomatidae
Product: low-density lipoprotein receptor-related protein 6-like
Exons: 7
Source: RefSeq, a predicted model, not a curated record
UCCUCCACAAUAGGAGACCCCGGCUCCAGUAACAUCAGUGAGCCAUUCCUAUUGGUAGCUGACUGGGAUGGAGAAAUCAUUCUUCAAGUUAACAUCACUUCCGGAUCGACCACCACGCUUCCGCUCGGAGAUGUAGGACAGCCCAGAACCCUGGACUACGACCCGCUCACGGACUACGUGUACUGGUCAGAUGACUGGAACAACAAAAUCCACCGGGCUCGUCGUGAUGGAAGUGGCAGGGAGACCAUCUUAGACAUCACCGUAAGUAACUCUGUCCUUGGCCUGGCGUUGGACCACGCUGGAGGGGAUAUCUACUGGACGGAUUAUAACGGACAGACCAUCUCUGUAGCAAAGAUGGAUGGAUCGUCAACUAGAACACUUCUGACGUCACCAGCCGUCAGCGGUCCUCGGCACCUGGUCCUGGACCCCAGGAAUGGACUCAUGUACUGGGCGGACUGGGUUAAUGACAGAAUUGUCCGUGCUGCGAUGGACGGCAGUAACCCAACCACCAUCAUCACGGGCGUGUCUUAUCUCACAGCCGUUACAAUAGACUAUAGAGAGGACCGGCUGUACUACUCUGAUGAUGACCGCAUGUACAGCUCAGACCUGCUGGGUAAGGAUAUCCAACAACUGCUGUAUGAAUCCGGGAAGUAUGUGCAGGGGAUUGCUGUUGACGAGAACUACGUCUACUGGACGUCUCGAUGGUAUGAUUCAUCAUGGCAAGGGAAGGUCGGAAUGUUAUCCAAGUCAGACUUGACCAAGACUGUCCUGGUGGAGGGUCUGGCAUGGCCAUGGGGCAUCUGUCUGUCCACGGCAGCGCCUCCUGGCGUCACCACUGUGAUCCCUACAUCACCAACAACAACAAAUGUGAAGACAAGCACAGCUCCAGUCACCACACCCUACCACUGCCCGAGGGGAAUCACGACUCCGGUCACCACACCUACCACUGCCGAGGGAAUCACGACUCCGGUCACCUCACCUACCACUGCCGAGGGAAUCACGACUCCGGUCACCACACCUACCACUGCCGAGGGAAUCACGACUCCGGUCACCACACCUACCACUGCCGAGGGAAUCACGACUCCGGUCACUACGCUAUUGCAAGGCG